AUGUCGCCGCCGCCCGAGACAGCCUCUAGCCCUACUAGCGCGGAUUCGCCCUCAUCUUCAAGUCUACCUCAAUCUAGCCAAUCCAUCGCGCCAGACGAGAUUGUGCCUAGCCGACAUGCCUCACCUAACCCCGCGCUUUCACCUACCAGCCAGAGUGCAGGAGAGACAAACAGACGUAGCAACGAACAUCGCUCUACUACACCCGAGGCCUCUGUUCAUGCAUUCUCACCUCUCCCCGAAAAUCUCCCUGACGCAGAUGCUUCUACCGAAAACCAGAACCCAGUCGGGAAUGCCUUGCCGAAAGAAGAGCCUGGUGCUCCUGGUCUAAACGGCAGUGCUACGGCUGGGGCCAGACGUAACCCGAAGCGAACGGCAUCAUCAGCCCUCAUGGACCCCCCACUAAGUGACAUUCCAAUCCCAGAUAACCUCCUCGAAGAAGCCCUUGCUCCCCUGACUCAAGAAGAGCUCAGUGAAUGGAAAGGAUGGAUCGAGUUCGAGUCUGAUCCUGCCUUCUUCAAUACUAUUUUGCGCGACCUUCAGGUCAAAGACGUCAAAGUCACAGAACUCUUUGAUCUCGGCGACUUGGCUCUCCUACCGAAACCGGUUUAUGGCCUCGUAUUCCUUUUCAAGUACGUUAAUGACGACUGGGACGUCGAGGAAGAAUCCGACACCGAAGAUGUCUGGUUCGCAAACCAAACGGUUGAUAAUGCAUGCGCGACAGUUGCCAUGAUCAACAUUCUCAUGAAUUCGCCUGCAGUGGAGCUAGGAGAAGAGCUGCGGCGAUUCAAAGAGGCGACCCAGCGCAUGAGCAGUGCGCGGCGCGGCAAGGCCCUCGCAGAAAACCAAUUCAUGAGAACUGUCCAUAACUCAUUCACAAGACGCAUGGAUCAUCUGAAUACCGACCUGUGGCUCCAUGACAAGGCCAUGGAGUACAGGAAGAAGGCGCGAAGAGCCACCAAGAAACCCAAGAAGGGAAAGCCUACCAAGAAGAAAGCCCCGAAGUCUGAUGCCGGUUUCCACUACGUUGCUUAUGUUCCCGUCAACGAGUCCCUGUGGGAGCUUGACGGCCUUCGAUCCCGGCCUUUGAAAGUCGGCCCCAUUGACCCCACGUCGUGGGAAACAGACGCCGUCGAACAUCUCUAUAGCAGAAUGUGUCAAUACGACGAAGGUCUCGAGUUCAACCUCGUCGCCAUAUCCCGCAGUCCCAUCCCCACCAUCACCGCCCAAAUCUCCCAACAAAUCCACUCCCUCCGCGAACUCCGCCGCCUCACCCCGCUCUGCACAAAGGACUGGACCACCCUCCAAGGCUCCCACCCCUUCAACUUCUUCGAAGCCAACCCCGACCUCUCGCGUUUCCAACUAACCGAAGCCAUAAUCUCCGCCGCGCCCCUCCCCCAAGACCUCGAACCCAUCCUCAGCGACCUCUCUGACGAAUGCACCGAACUACCUCAGCGCUGUGUAGACUACCACGCCUCGAUCCUCAGCCGCCUAAGGCACCUAAUCGAAGACUACGAAAAGGAGGUGGCCUUCGUCGAGGACGCCGAAAGGGCCGUCAAGGGCCGCAAGAAGGAUUAUACCCCGGCCAUCCACGCCUGGGUGAAGAAGUUGGCGGAGAAGGGCCUGCUGGAGGACCUAGCUACGUAG
Scedosporium apiospermum is the source of this 1644-nucleotide messenger RNA. RefSeq lists its product as uncharacterized. Lineage: Eukaryota; Fungi; Ascomycota; Sordariomycetes; Microascales; Microascaceae. The coding region runs from base 1 to 1644 and encodes 547 amino acids. Gene Ontology annotation, cellular component: cytoplasm. Gene Ontology annotation, biological process: protein deubiquitination; ubiquitin-dependent protein catabolic process. The record is from RefSeq and is a predicted model, not a curated record. The transcript is spliced from 6 exons. Gene Ontology annotation, molecular function: cysteine-type deubiquitinase activity.